Molecule: messenger RNA, 1524 nt
Organism: Mya arenaria
Lineage: Eukaryota; Metazoa; Mollusca; Bivalvia; Myida; Myidae
Exons: 3
Coding region: 145-1242 (365 amino acids)
Molecular function (GO): protein binding
Source: RefSeq, a predicted model, not a curated record
GUCUACUUUCACUUCAGGUUGGCUGAGAAGUAAGGUACAUUCAGCAAAAGUAUGUAUAUAUCUAGCGAGCUGUGUUUGCUACAACCAGAACAGUGACUGUUUUUACAGUCAUAUGCCGUUAUAUUACAUUGAACUUCAGGUAACAUGCCAAAAGGAAAGAAAAAGGGUAACCAUGGAAAAUCAACUUCACGAUUGGAUCAGUCGGUUGCUUUACUUGGACCUACUGGUUUGGUUUCCGCGGAACUUCUGGAUCAUGUUAGAACUAAGAUGACAUCCGACUUCAUGAGACACCAUCUGCAAAGUCUACAAAAUGAUAUGCAACAAAUGGUCUUACAAAGUCAAAAUUGCAUGGCAACACUAAAAAAUAAAAGAGGUUUCGUAGAUCCUUCAGUACUGAUGAAGUACCCAGAUUCUGUCGUGGCAAACAAAUAUCUUAUUGCGUUUGACUAUUACUUUAUGGGUUGGACAACAAUCCUCAAUCGUACAAAGGAAUCUGUUGAUAAUGAAAAUGACUGUAAACAAAUAAAGCAAGGAAUCCACAACUAUGCGUGUGGUGUUAUUCUUGUUGGACAUAUGGGCAGUCAGUUUCCAUUAUUCGGAUCAAUUAUUGAUCUUCUCACAAACUACCUGAGGUUUUGUCCAAAAGACCUACUAGCUGAAUAUUUAAAAAUCAAGUUUGAAAUAAACAGAUCCAUUGGAGACGAAGAUGUUGACAGCUCAAAGGAUUAUACGGCCACAAAGAAUAAUAUAAGAAGUCUUGAGCUAUUUGCCCAUAAGUUAGAGUUAUACAAAGACUUGGACCUAGAGCAGUGUAUUUUGACAUCAACCUACUUGCACUUGGCGUCUCUGUAUACUGUUUCCAAUCAAUGUGAAAGGGCAAUGUAUCUUUUUCAGCUAUGUCUUGACCUAGAUCCCUCGAAUGUCGAGGCCAUGUACGGCAUUGCAUAUCAUUGCUGGCGUACUGACCCAGAGAAAGCCAAAGAGCUUCUUAUGAAGUUUAUGGAUACUGCACAUAUACAUGAGGAUCACAGUCCACAAGUUAGAUACCUCUUGGGUAUUAUUCAUAUGGUGUUAGGAAACAACGUCAACCUUGCAAAGAAAUAUUACGCCCUUGGUGAAGAAGCUGAAAGGAAGAAACUACCUUUUAAUGUCAUGACAUCUCAUCAAUUCAAGCGGCUUCUAAAUGUCAUGACAUUACGAGGUUUUAAAGGGGAUUUUAGAAGCAUUAUAGGUUUAAAGUGAAUUUGUGUUGUAUCUGUUUCGCUGGAAAAUGAGUUAUACAAAGAAAGAUAACUGUCGUUGGACUUGGUGGGGACUUAUUAGACAUGUGUAUAAAUUGUUACAAUGCGUUAAUGCGAUGUCUAGUUUGAUUAUAAUGAAAUAGUUAACAUAUAUGAUGUGACAAUUAUUGAGAUUGUAUUCCUUUCAACUCAUUUAGUUGAUGUGUGGCUUUAAUUCAGUUCUGCCAGAAGAAAAAAAUGUUACAUUUCUUCAUAAGAUCACAGUAAAACUGAAAAUAGGUGA